Rosa chinensis is the source of this 2796-nucleotide messenger RNA. RefSeq lists its product as uncharacterized. Bases 1 to 2796 code for a protein of 931 amino acids. Lineage: Eukaryota; Viridiplantae; Streptophyta; Magnoliopsida; Rosales; Rosaceae. Gene Ontology annotation, molecular function: catalytic activity. The transcript is spliced from 2 exons. The record is from RefSeq and is a predicted model, not a curated record.
AUGGUACAAGCUAGGAAACCUAGUCUGAUUUUUCUUUCAGAAACCCUAGCCAGGAAGAAUUUGAUUGACUCUCUCACGGUUAGACUCGGUUUCAAGGGGGGUUUUUGUGUCCCUCAUGAGACGGACUCUCAAGGACUGGCUCUAUUUUGGAGAGAGAGUACUCAUGUGGUCAUUCGAUCGUACUCUCCUAACCACAUUGAUGCGGAGAUUGGGAAGCCGGGAACAGACCUGUGGAGAUUCACCGGCAUAUAUGGGGUUGCAGCGAGAGGAGGUAGAGAUCGUACUUGGUCUCUUAUUCGAACCCUAGCUGCGCAGCAAUGUUCUUUGCCAUGGUUAAUGGCAGGGGACUUCAAUGAGGUUCUGUCCUCAGCUGACAAGUCGGGGGGACCGCCUCGGUCUGCUGCAGCCAUGGCCAGAUUCAGGCAAACCAUGUCAGUCUGUGGUUUCAUUGACAUGGGUUUUGUGGGAGGACGUUUCACUUGGUCCAAUAGGUAUACGAAGGAAAGACUUGAUCGGGGAUUCCAGACAGCUCAGUGGAGAAGCAGAUUUCCGUUUAGCCGAGUAGUCACAUUAUCUCCGUCUGAGUCGGAUCACAGUCCGCUUCUAAUUGAAGUCAGUGCGGCGAGGUUGCCAAACAAUAGAUGGGUGCGACGCUUUCGUUUUGAGGAAGCGUGGUUUGGCAGAGAGGAAUGCUCUACUAUCAUCAAACAAGAAUGGGCAAGGCCAACUACGGGAAAUGCCCUAAAGCAAUUGGGGCAGAAAAUUAAGGGUGCCGGCAAAAGGCUGAUGAGUUGGCACAAAACUGAUUUUGAUAAGCAGAAGGUAGAAAUGCGUAUCAUCCAGGAGAAACUCCAUGAUAUUAUGAGGCUGCCUUUUUCUCCUGAGCAGUUUGAGGAACAACGACAACUACAUGUUCGCUAUAGUCAACUACUUACUCAACAAGAAAAGUACUGGCGACAACGGGAAUGGCAAACUGCGGCUACUGAAAUUCAGAGACUACUUAUGCAGUAUUAUACUGAGAUCUUUUCCACUGGGGGGACAGAUUCUACGGCUAUCUCGGAAAUAAUUGGGGCUACCUCUACCAAGGUAACCAGCUCGAUGAAUGCGGAGCUUGUCAUGCCUUACUCUGAUGAAGAAAUCAAACGGGCCCUUUUCCAAAUGCAUCCGUCUAAAAGCCCCGGCCCUGACGGUAUGACCCCAUUCUUCUUUCAGAAAUAUUGGAAUAUUGUCAGCAAUGAUGUGUGUACUGCAGUUAGAACCUUGUUGGAACAAGGAGAGAUGUGGCCUGAAUCCAACUUUACGCAUCUCUGUUUAAUACCAAAGGUGAAGGACCCUAAAAAUGCAACCCAGUUUCGGCCAAUUGCACUCUGUAAUGUGAUUUGCAGAAUUAGCUCAAAGGUGAUGGCUAAUAGGCUAAAGUUGGUACUCCCGGAGAUUAUCUCCCCUUUACAGAGUGCGUAUGUUCCGGGUAGACUCAUCUCAGACAAUACGCUAGUUGCUACGGAGGCCGCCCACUUUAUGCACAAAUUACGACUACAGGAAACAGGCUUUUUCUCCUUGAAGUUGGAUAUUAGUAAGGCUUAUGACAGGUUAGAAUGGAAUUUUUUAUCAGCUAUUCUCAAAAAAUUGGGCUUUGGUCAACAAUGGAUUGAUACUGUUAUGCUUUGUGUCACUUCUGUAACAUACUCCAUUUUAGUGCAUGGAGAGCCAACUCCGCAAAUUAUCCCCUCUCGAGGUAUAAGACAGGGAGACCCGCUAUCACCGUAUUUAUUCAUUCUGUGUAGUGAGGGUUUAUCUGCAUUAAUCUCUAAAGCAGUCAGCACCAAUGUCAUUCAGGGAAUUACUAUGUGUCCACGGGCUCCUACAUUGCAUCACCUUCUCUUUGCAGAUGACAGUAUUUUAUUUGGCACGGCCACGAGGGAGGAAUGCUCAAAUUUCAAGAAAAUCCUCGACACGUAUGAGAAAGCCUCAGGUCAAAAAGUCAAUUUUGAGAAAAGUAGUGUUGUUUUUAGUAAUAAUGUUGCACCAGAUACUCAAGUGGCACUAGCUGCACUUUUGGGAGUGAAAUGUGUGAAAGAGCAUGACAGGUACCUUGGCCUACCUAUGAGAAUUGGAAAGUCCAAGACGGCUAUUUUUGCUUACCUUAAAGAGCGACUCACUAAGAAGCUUGUAAGUUGGAAAGCUAAAAUUCUCAGCUCUGCUGGUAAAGAAAUCUUGAUUAAGGCAGUAGCGCAAACUAUGCCUCUCUAUGCCAUGAAUUGCUACUUACUGCCAAAGGGUUUAUGUGAUGACAUACAUCAAUUAUGUGCCUCUUUCUUUUGGGGUGACACGGAUGACAGGAAGAGGAUUCAUUGGCGCAGUUGGGAACGACUUUGCCUUACCAAGCAGGAAGGGGGCAUGGGUUUUAAGAAUAUAUAUGCUUACAAUUUAGCCAUGCUUGCUAAACAGGGCUGGAGGCUAAUUACAAAUCCGGACUCAUUGAUUGCACAGUUGUACAAGGCCAGGUAUUUUCCAAACUGUUCCUUUUGGGAGGCUGAGCUAGGGGACUCUCCCUCAUUCUCAUGGAGGAGUAUAAUACAAGGCAGGUCCACUCUUCAUGCGGGGGUUAAAUGGCGCAUUGGGGAUGGAAGGCAGGUUCACAUUUGGCAAGAUAAUUGGGUGCCCAAUUGUCAUAAAUAUCUGAUUCAAAAGCCUGCAGAAUGUAAUGUAUUGCAUGUUUCAGACCUUAUUGAAACUGAAACAAGACAAUGGAAAACUGCACUCAUUCGGAAUACAUUUCACCCUGAGGUGGCUUGA